Molecule: messenger RNA, 2816 nt
Organism: Pecten maximus
Lineage: Eukaryota; Metazoa; Mollusca; Bivalvia; Pectinida; Pectinidae
Product: interferon-induced protein 44-like
Exons: 7
Coding region: 100-1575 (491 amino acids)
Source: RefSeq, a predicted model, not a curated record
AUGCUAAACGUUGGAAUUCCUGUAUUUAACUUUCGGUUUGACACCCGGAAGUAGAACAGAACACUACCUGCUGAUUACGAAAGCAACUAUACUGGAGCAAUGGCAACCAAAUUAACUCAGGUUCACAAGAACCAACUUUCCAAAUGGAUAGAUUCAUCGAAGAAACACAAAUUGUCUCUAUUGUACAAAAUCAGCCGUGACGGGUGUAACGCCCAUACCUUCCAUAGUUUCUGUGACAAUAAGGGUCCAACUGUCACCGUUUUGUACAACAUUAACAAGUCAGUGUACGGCGGAUACACCGCUGUUUCCUGGGCUGGUGGUAAUGACUACAUCAAUGAUGAUCAGGCAUUUCUGUUUAAGCUGGAAUAUAACGGUAAAGCAGAACCCAUGAAGUUCUCCAAGAAAGCUAGCGAAAGGAACACAGUCUAUCGUAAUGGCAAUUACGGGCCAACAUUUGGAGGCGGGCAUGACCUGAAGUGUUUCGACGGAACUGUAAACAGAUCUGAUAAUCAAUUUAUAUUGAAUGGUUACGCCAAAGUUGGCAACACAUUUGACAUGCAGGGACAAGAUUUCAACAGUGUGAUGAACGGCCAUCUAAAAGUCUUGGAACUAAAGGUUUACAGUGUUCGAGAGAAAACGGCGGAGGAACAAAGAGAAGAGGAAGCACUCCUCGAAAGAGAUAGGAAAGCGAGACAGAUAAUGGAAAAACCAUGGAUACGAAACAUCGACUGGAGUCCAAAGCUUGAGGAGAUUGAGAAGGAUAAAGUUGCUACUUAUAAACCACUAUCCGGAUUGGACGUUAAGCAGGCCAUGAUAUUGUUGGUCGGACAGGUCGGGGCUGGGAAGUCUAGCUACUUCAACACCAUCAACUCCAUCUUCAGGGGUCAAAUCAGUAUCCAGGCCAACGCCGGAAGUGCUGAAAAAAGUUUGACAACUUCCUUCCGGAAGUACCAAAUAAGGGACGGAUACGCUGGUAAACCUCUCAAUUUCCGCUUGUGCGACACACGUGGUCUUGAAGAGGAUGAGGGUCUUGACGACCAGGAAAUAGGCUAUCUACUUGAUGGCCACGUGCCUGAAAAAUACAAGUUCAAUCCCAGCGUUCCACUGACGCCAGACGCAAUGGGAUUCGUGAAGAUCCCUUCACUCUCCGAUAGGAUGCACUGUGUAGUUUACGUAAUGGACGCCAGUACUGUUGACGUCAUUCCGGAGAAAGUAAUGGAGCGCAUUAAAUCAAUGCAGACACGGAUAAACCAAAGAGGGAUCCCUCAAGCUGUCCUGCUGACAAAUAUCGACAGAAUAUGUGAGCCGACAUCUGAUGAUUUAAGCAAAGUGUUCUUCAGUACAGCUGUGAAAGAGUGCGUCGAGAGGGUUUCCAUGAUGAUGGGACUGCCCCAGACCCAAGUAUUCCCAGUGAAGAACUACCAUCGCGAGGCAGAUCUUGAACAAAACAUCAACAUCCUAUCACUCAUGAGCCUCAGACGAAUUCUCAACUUUGCUGAUGAUUUCCUCUACAACAAACUGGACGAUAUUGAGACGUCCAAGGAAGCUCAAUCCAGAGUCCAGAUUAGUGAAUAGGUUAUGUGCCAUUCAAUCCAGAACUCUUGGGUUUAUAUUACUAAUACCUAACUUUGCAUAUUUUAUAAAUUAAUAUAUUAAUUCCUUUUUCCAUCACGUUGAAUUAUUCGAUUGAUUGAUUUUGCCAUGACAGAAAUAUUUUCUGUAGAUUAUGUUCCCGAUAUAUGUGUAAUUCACCGUAAGGUAGUUUGAACUUCUAAAAACAUCAAUAUAUGUGAUGAGGAAAACAAUAGAAUCAUGAACAUAAAGGGCGAACGAUGUCAUGUACAGUGUAUCUGCACAAUGCCUAUCUUACAUAUACAUAAGCUUACAUGUUAAGAAUAAAAUCAACUACUUGGACCAUCACAAUCUAGUGACUAUCCAGGAGGAACAGCUGAGUGUUUUGUUCCUGGACGAUAAAUCCUGCUAAAGGGAACAACCAACCAAUUGAAAAAAAUAGAUUUUUGAAACAACCCCUUUGUAUAGAAAGUUGACCCAGGGAUAAAAUGUCUGGCAGCCACUGAUUGGCCAGUAUGUUAUGAAGUAACGAAAUAGAUAUGUGGCCUGAUAGGUAACUGUCCAUAUGAAAUGUUCAUAUAAAUUCCGUAAGUCCAAUUGAUUUUUUUCCCAAAAGUUCAGGUCAUAAUCAUUAACAGGUAAAAAUUUCAGAUUUUUGAGAAUUUUUACUGCGAAAUUCACCCAUAUUCAAAAUGGCUACCCUGCAAAAUAAAUUGAGCUGAAGGACCCAACCUUUUUUUUAUUACGUGUUAUACGAAACCCUAAACUUUUGUUAUAAAUCAUAAUUGCCAAAUUGAAUUCAAGAAUUUUAAUGAUAUACUCCAAAACGUUAACACUAAAGUCUAUGGAAAACAAUUGGUUGGUUGGUCCCUAUAUAAGGCCUCAGGCCACAGUUAUGCUUCUUUCGUAAACUACUCCCAUUGUGAAAAGUAUUUCAGAGACAAUAAUCUGAUGACCACUCUAAACCCCCUGUGGUUGGUUUAAAUAGUUUUUAUUCCAAUUCAACGAUUAAUAUUUAAACUUUAAUUUCGCUUUAACACAUCCUGUAAGUACGUGCAUUUGUAUUUUUCAUAUCUAUUAUUUUUUAUUUCAUAUGUGUAAUGCUUGAUUUCCUUCUUUCUGCUCUGCAUGUACUCUUGAUUGAUAUGUGAUUUUGUUUUACCUUUAUAUUCUGGACUGGUCCGUUUAAAUUUAGAUAUACUAGUAUACAUUGUAAGUAAAUAAAGGUAGCUGUCUUUUAAAAA